GGCCAGAGCGCGGGGAGGGAGCAGCGAGCCGGGCGCAGCUGUCCGGAAUCAUGACUGAAGAUGACGGAUUCCGUGGUGGUGGAGGGUCACGUCAAGUUGAGAGAUGGAAAAAAGUGGAAGAGUAGGUGGCUGGUGCUGCGCAAGCCCUCCCCGGUGGCAGUUUUGCUUCUUUUAGACUGUUUACUCAUGCUGGUGUACAAGGAUAAAUCUGAACGAGCGAAAGGGCACAAGGAGAGAAGCAGCGUGACCUUAGAAGACAUCUGUGGCUUGGAUCCUGGGCUCUCUUAUGAGGGCUUGAAUCACACCCUUGCAAUCAUCUGUCUUUCUCAAGUUGUGAUGCUAGGAUUUGAGAACAAGGAAACAAUGUAUGCGUGGGAUGUACGAAUCCGCUACAGUUUGGGGGAAGUUCAUAGAUUUCAAGUUUUUGUAGCACCUGGCACAAAACUAGAGAGUGGGCCUGCUACGCUGCAUUUCUGCAAUGACAUUCUUGUCCUUGCAAAAGACCUUCCUCCUAGUGUUAUGGGGCAAUGGAAACUCUCAGAUCUGCGUCGAUAUGGAGCUGUCCCAAAUGGAUUCAUCUUUGAAGGGGGUACAAGGUGUGGCUUCUGGGCUGGUGUAUUCUUCCUUUCUUGUGCCGAAGGAGAGCAGAUCAGCUUUCUGUUUGACUGUAUCGUCCGCGGCAUCUCCCCGACGAAAGGCCCUUUUGGUUUGCGUCCAGUGCUACCAGAUCCAACUACAAAUCCGGCAUAUUCAGAAGAAAGAUUGGCUCAUGAAGCUUUACAAUUAGAGAAGCGCUUGAGCUUGCUGUCCCAUACAAGUCGCCAGGGCAGCGGAGGAGAUGAUCGAAGUCUUUCAAGCUCAUCUUCAGAUACCAGCCACUCGGAUGUUAGUGUUGGGAGCAGAUUGACAAUUUGGCCUGAACAGUCUUCAGCCAGCACUUCGCAAGAGAGUCAUGGACUGGCAGCUGCAAAGGGCAUUCAUCUUGGGGAAGAAAAGAUCCAUCCAGAAGGGGCACGUGGCAUCACUAAACCACCUCCAAAGCCCCUCCGAUCCAGACAGCUACAAGAGAUAGGUCGCCAGAGUUCAUCUGACAGUGGAAUAGCUACUGGUAGUCACUCUUCUUACUCUGGAAGCUUCUCUUCCUAUGCUGGGAGCUUGGACAUCUGCCACGGCGAUGAGUUUGGAUCAUUGCUUAGCCUGCCAUUGAACUUUCCUUCGGAUCAGAGUUUAUGUACUUGUCCUCACAGUGAGCCUCAGAGAGGUGUGGGAUCAGAAUAUCAGGUUCCCAGCUCUCUCAGACAUAUUUAUGAUAUACCCAGGAGUUUGUUACAGGCAGCUGCUAAAGAUGUGCAACCCAAGAGUGCAGAUUCCACGCUACCCAAGGACCAGGCCCUGCCUUUUCAUGGUGCUAGUGAUCCAAAACUGCUACUUCCACACUUAGAAGCACAGAGGGCACCAGAGCACAGCCAGGACAGAGGGAGGCCGUCAUCCUUACUCCCAGAAAGCACCAAAGACUCAACUAAUGAGGCGUGUGUGGAUUUUGUUUCGAGGUGGUCAGAUACAAAACCACCAGGACAGGUGUCAGACUCCAAAAGUAGUGAGUUAGCGCCACCUAGUGGAGCCUCAGCUGACCCCUAUGACACAUGUAGCCCCCACCCUGGGAUGACAAGAGCUCUUUUUUCAGCUUGUCCAAUCUGUGGUGGACUAAAGGGAUCAGCAAUAUUACCGUCUGGAGUCUUACCAGCUCUACCAGGUGCUUCUUCUGUCAUGGCAGCUUCUGGGUCUCUGAAACUACAUAGAGGGCACAGUCUCCAAGCUGGUCCUAAAGCUGGUUAUGAGGUGCUGACACUUCCUGCAGAACCUGGAACUCCUACUAGUCCUGAGGAACCUGAAGGGGCUGUAGGUUAUUCAGCGGAUGUCCCUACAUCAGAUCGACCCCACAGUGAGACAGCCACCUAUGUUAAUAUUCCUGUCAGUCCUACUUCCAAAAAACAACUUCAUUACAUGGAACUGGAACUUCAAGAAGCCAGCACAAGCAUAAGAGGGAGCGGAUCAUCCCGAUAUGCACAGAUUGACAUUGCAGCCACCGAGACAGCCCACAAAGUGGGAACACAGCAUGCGCAGUGCCGGGAGGAACGCUUGCAGGAGCUGGAGCAGAAGAAGAAAGGAGCUCAGCAGUGACUUGUCUAUGAAAGAACUUUUGCUCACCAUAAAUCGGUACUCAUUUAAAUUCCAAAAGAUUCACAUUUAUUUGAAAAAAAAAUACAAAGCUGCCGUUGCAUAUUGCAUUUAUACCAGAUUCAUUCCAAUAUUUUGAUUCCUAAUUGGAAAGCUGGUAACGAGAGGGGUGUGUGUGCAUUCUUUCUUUUUUUUAAAAACACUUUUGGUUGUAAAUUCCUUUCCUUUUUCAUAUGCAAUAGAUGUAAGCUACCUUUUUCUAUAAGUCUAAAGUCAUGUAAGAACCUGGAACCAAUUCCAGUGCUUUUUAAAUGGUGGCAUUUUCUUUAAAGAAUUUGAAUGUGUGCAGAUAAGGGGAUGUGAGUGUGUGUGGUAUGUGUACACAUAUGUUUGCACACGUGCAUAUGUAUGAUUGUAUGUAAGCACACAUUACAGAUAAAAUAUAUGUAUAUGUCUGAGUGUAUAAAUGAUGUAAAACCUUUAUUAAUGUAUUAAUGAAAUCUUAAGAAAGCUAGGAAACUCAGUGCCUGAUUAUUUGCAGGCAUGGUUUUGUUCAAUUUAUAUGCUCAUUUAUGGACAUAGUUAACUGUAUCUAGGAGUAAUUAAGUUUUAUACCUCACCAGUCUUUGGCUAAAAUUGCUCUGCUUUAAAUGUUGCAGUCUUAGGGGUGCAUACAGACAAGAGCACACACACACAUACAAAUGGUUUAAUUUAAUUAUGCCUAAAAACCUAAGUAAUUUGUAGUGAUGUUUUGGGUGCUUCUGUUCUUAAAAGCCCUGUGUUAGACACCAUGGGCUUUGACUUUGUAGUUGCUGUGUACCUGUAAUUCUUAUCAAUUCUUAUCACCUGGAAUUUAACAUACACGCUGACAAAAUCAGAUCUCAGGUUGCUCACACAGAGUAGCUUCAAAUCAGGUUAUUCAAAAGAAAUGUCCGCAUUUGAAACGUGAGUUCUUUGUUUAUCUCUCCAAAGCUAUGCCUGAUGUAUCAGCAUAAAAAUUGGAUCAUCCACGUUGACAUGAACGUUUGUUUUGGAAUAAUUCUCUGCUAUACGUAGGUAGCAUUAAACCAGCCCUGAGUUAGAGCAAAAUGUCUUCCAAGAUGGUUUUUGAGGCAGAAUUUGACCUAUAAAUUUAUGUGAUUGUAGCCUGAAUAGUAAUGUAAAAUGUCAGAAAUCUCUCAAAUAAAAAAAAAAAAAAGGCAUUUGA
Molecule: messenger RNA, 3385 nt
Organism: Gallus gallus (chicken)
Lineage: Eukaryota; Metazoa; Chordata; Aves; Galliformes; Phasianidae
Gene: DOK7
Product: docking protein 7
Exons: 12
Coding region: 61-2181 (706 amino acids)
Biological process (GO): positive regulation of protein tyrosine kinase activity; neuromuscular junction development
Molecular function (GO): protein kinase binding
Source: RefSeq, a predicted model, not a curated record